GGGGCUCCGGUCGUUGGGGCCGUUGGGCGGCUCGAGGCGGGCCGGGGAGCCGGUGCGCGGCGUGCGGGGCGGGCCGCCCCGCGGCGGCGGCGGCGGCGGCGGCGGCCGGGAGCGGCUCUGGUCAGGAGGCGCGGCGGAGCCUGGGCGGCGGCGCGUCCCGCCCGAGGGCGGCUCUGGCUGAGGGCGGAGGAGCCGGUGGAGCGCCCGGGGCAGCGGCUGAGGCGGGACGGCGGCGGCGGGGGCCGCUGCCCCCGGAAGAGCCGGCCGAGAUGCUGGCGGAAAACCUAGUGGAGGAGUUUGAGAUGAAGGAGGACGAGCCGUGGUACGACCACCAGGACCUCCAGCAAGAUCUCCAACUUGCUGCUGAACUUGGGAAGACAUUACUGGAUCGGAACACAGAGUUAGAAGAUUCUCUUCAGCAGAUGUACACAACCAAUCAGGAGCAGUUACAGGAAAUUGAGUAUCUGACCAAGCAGGUGGAGCUUCUACGGCAGAUGAAUGAACAGCAUGCAAAGGUUUAUGAGCAAUUAGAUGUCACAGCAAGGGAACUGGAAGAAACAAAUCAAAAGCUAGUUGCUGACAGCAAGGCCUCACAGCAAAAGAUUGUGAGUCUGACUGAAACAAUCGAAUGUCUACAAACCAACAUUGAUCACCUCCAGAGCCAGGUGGAGGAGUUGAAGUCAUCUGGCCAAAGAAGGAGGAGCCAGGGAAAAUGUGACCAGGAGAAACCGGCACCCAGCUUCUCAUGUCUGAAGGAACUGUAUGAUCUCCGCCAACACUUUGUGUAUGAUCAUGUGUUUGCUGAGAAGAUCACUUCCUUGCAAAGUCAGCAAAGCCCUGAUGAAGAAGAAAAUGAGCAUUUGAAGAAAACAGUGACGAUGUUACAGGCCCAGCUGAGCCUGGAGCGGCAAAAGCGGGUGACCAUGGAGGAGGAAUAUGGGCUUGUGCUCAAGGAGAACAGUGAGCUGGAACAGCAGCUGGGAGCCACUGACGCCUACCGAGCGCGGGCGCUGGAAUUGGAGGCUGAGGUGGCAGAGAUGCGGCAGAUGCUGCAGUCAGAGCAUCCUUUUGUGAAUGGGGUUGAGAAGCUUGUGCCAGACUCUCUGUUCAUCCCUUUCAAAGAACACAGCCAGAGCCUGCUGGAGGAGAUGUUCCUGCCUGUGUCGGAAGCACACAGAAAGCCUCUCAAGCGCAGCAGCAGUGAGACAGUGCUAAGCAGCUUGGCAGGGGGGGACAUCGUGAGGGGUCACGAGGAGACCUGCAUUCGGAGGGCCAAGGCUGUGAAGCAGAGAGGCAUCUCCCUUCUGCAUGAAGUGGACACUCAGUAUAGCGCCCUGAAGGUAAAGUAUGAGGAGCUGCUGAGGAAGUGCCAGCAGGAAGAGGACUCCCUGUCCCACAAGGCCGUGCAGACCUCCAGGGCACUGGCCAAAGAGACCCAGCCUGAGCCCGACACCAGCAGCUGGGAGCCAGCCUCUGCUACCCCAGAGCCUGUCAGUUCCCCCACCACCACCACACCUCCAGAAUAUAAAGCGCUUUUUAAGGAGAUCUUUAGUUGCAUCAAGAAAACUAAGCAAGAAAUAGAUGAACAGAGAACAAAAUACCGAUCUCUUUCCUCUCAUUCCUAAUUCAACCUCCAGCUCUACUACUAAUUUGCCGAUUUCUUUUCACCUCUCUCUCCAACUCCGACAAGUGUUUGUAAACCCCGCAGCCUAAUAUUACUCAUGAUGUUUGCCUCGUAGCUUUGCUUAUUUAGCAGCUGCGAACAGCAGCAGGGAAAGAAGGUGGCUGCUGGUGUCUGUUCUGUAAUCCAGAUCUGUUUAAACUCCUCAGGAAAUCCCAUGACAACUGGCCUCUGGCUGGCGCGCUUAGGUUGUGAUUCCUUGAAAAGCCCCAGAACCAGUGGAGGGAUAGAUCCAUGCUCCUAGGGAAGUAGGCCUGGAGUUACUAUAGUGUAUAGUAUAUAGAGGUUGUAUAAUGCAGAGGAGCAAAAGGGCAGAGUUGAAACAAAAUUAAGGCAACUUUUGCUCCUCCUUCUCAAAACCAUAGAAGUCAGAUGGCUGCCAAACUGAAGUAGCUUUCACAAACACUGUUGGAUACUGUGAAUUCAUUAAGAAAGAAUGUCCAGGAGAAAGCAGGGGUCUAAUCCAGAAUAAAUGGCAUUGACAAAUACUUCAGGCCUUGUGUUUUGUUCCAUCCACUAGUAGUUGAGCUGUGACUGACAAGUCAUAAUGUGUCUAAAUCCAACCAAUGCCGAACUGAAAAGGCAAGCUCCGGUUUGACCACAGUUAGCUUAUUAGCAGAGGCCCUAGAGGGCCUUCCCCACCCCCAACCCCCCACCUCCAGAUGGUUUUCCUCAAAGCUGUAGUGGUUAGCAGAGGCAGAUGUGUAAAUCUUUCAUUCCUAAAGUCAAAAUAAAGCAGCAAGAUCCAAGCCCUCACUCCUACCAUGUUGUUCAAGCUGGCUCAGCUGACAGCCACAAGCUACCCUUGUUCAGUUCCUGUCGUUCCUGGAAAUGUUUGUGACUUGUGCAGAAUUCGUGUCUGCUACCUUAAUUACUAAACAGUAUUAUUCUGUGGGAAUCUACUCAUCCUCUCACUUGCAUACUUUUAAUUUAAAACUAUUUAAGAGAAUUGAAAUUCCAGUUAUUGUAUAUAUUUUUCUAAAAACCAAAUAAAACUACCUAUGAAAAUGAACAAAUGGAUCACUUAUUUUAAGCUGAAGCCAUCUUACUGUUAUAACCAACUUUCCAUUUUUUUUAUUCCAACAGAUAACUCAGAUUUGACCAUGAUUUUUUGGAGCUAUUUUUUCCCCCUUUCUUUGGGAUCGUGUUAAUGUAUUCAGUAGAAUAACUAUAUGAUUGAAAAAUAUGUUCUUAAAGAUUUUGUUUGAGAGAAGGAGAGAGCAUGAGUGGUGGGGAG
Messenger RNA from Nyctereutes procyonoides (raccoon dog), 2918 nucleotides. RefSeq names its product cerebellar degeneration related protein 2 (gene CDR2). The transcript has 5 exons. Bases 270 to 1625 code for a protein of 451 amino acids. The record is from RefSeq and is a predicted model, not a curated record. Lineage: Eukaryota; Metazoa; Chordata; Mammalia; Carnivora; Canidae.